AUGCAAACAGGAGAAAAUGGAACAAGAGUGGUGGAAUUCAUCCUUCUUGGCUUCCCUGGGUCCCCAUAUUUGCAGAUGUUCAUCUUCACACUCUUUCUUACCAUGUAUCUCCUGACAAUAUUGGGAAACAUGUCCAUCAUCAUUCUAGUAAUAACACAAUGUCGUCUCCACUCUCCCAUGUAUUUCUUCCUCUGCAAUCUCUCUUUCCUGGAGAUAUGGUACACCACUGCAAUAAUUCCAAAGACCCUGGGAAUCAUUACAGGGAGUAGCAGAAGCAUCUCUUUAGCUGGCUGCACUUUGCAGAUGUACUUUGUUCUUUCCUGUGGAUCCACAGAGUUUUUCCUGCUCACCGUCAUGGCUUAUGACCGAUAUUUGGCUAUAUGUUUUCCACUGCACUACAGCACCAUCAUGGACAUCAGCCUUUCAAGCAAGUUGGCAGUUGGCUCUUGGCUUUGGGGUUUCCUUAUUAUUUCUAUAAUAGUAAUUUUCAUCUCAAGGCUUUCCUUUUGUGGACCCAAUGUGAUUAACCAUUUCUUUUGCAAUACUGAUUCAUGGAUAAUUCUGUCUUGCACUGACACCUAUGCAGUUGAAUUGGCAACUUUUAUUAUUUCUGUCUUUGUUAUCUUGGUCCCCUGUUUGGUAACAGUUCUUUCAUACAUAUUCAUAAUCGGUACCAUUCUACAAAUGCCUUCUGCCAGAGGACGACAAAAGGCCUUUUCUACAUGCUCUUCUCACCUUGCUGUUGUGGGUAUUUGGUAUGGAUCCACCAUCUUUCUUUAUGUUAAGCCAUCUAAGGGGACGUCUUUGGAAAGUGCCAAAGUAGUGAACAUUCUGAAUACAAUUGUGACUCCUCUACUGAAUCCUUUUAUCUAUACAUUGAGGAACAAAGAGGUUAAGGAGGCUGUGAAAAGGACCAUCCAGGGUAGAUAUCACCUUAAAGAGAUAGGGCGAGUACUUUUCGAAAGUGUUUGCCGAACCAAAUCCCACCCAAGCAAAUGGUGA
Molecule: messenger RNA, 1002 nt
Organism: Sphaerodactylus townsendi
Lineage: Eukaryota; Metazoa; Chordata; Lepidosauria; Squamata; Sphaerodactylidae
Product: olfactory receptor 6F1-like
Exons: 2
Coding region: 1-1002 (333 amino acids)
Biological process (GO): G protein-coupled receptor signaling pathway
Cellular component (GO): membrane
Molecular function (GO): G protein-coupled receptor activity; olfactory receptor activity
Source: RefSeq, a predicted model, not a curated record